This is a messenger RNA of Culex pipiens pallens (northern house mosquito), 6624 nucleotides long. Its product is annotated as zinc finger protein 768-like. The coding region runs from base 1880 to 4381 and encodes 833 amino acids. Gene Ontology annotation, molecular function: DNA-binding transcription factor activity, RNA polymerase II-specific; RNA polymerase II cis-regulatory region sequence-specific DNA binding. The record is from RefSeq and is a predicted model, not a curated record. Gene Ontology annotation, cellular component: nucleus. Gene Ontology annotation, biological process: regulation of transcription by RNA polymerase II. The transcript has 7 exons. NCBI's taxonomy places the organism in Eukaryota, Metazoa, Arthropoda, Insecta, Diptera, Culicidae.
CGCCGCGCAAAACAGUUUGUAAUGUACUCUUUAUCCGUUCGGUCGUGUCCGGUGUGUCUCCGCACCUUAGGAAAAAAAACUUUUAUUAUUUUGUUCUGAAAGUCUGCAGCAAAAUUCAAACACCCAAAUGAAACUUGAAUAUUUUGCACCAUUGAAGAAAGGAAGAGAAGCCGUUUGUAGAAAAGCAGUCUCCGUUUUUCCCUGAGUGCAUUUUACACCGUUCAUUGUGUACUUUUUUGUGCGCUGAAGAGAGAUUUUCCUCCCGUCAUCGUCGAGUUUUCCCGUUUUUCUCUGUUUUUCCACACCGUGGUGUGAUGCACACAAAGCGUUUUCCACGCCACACCAGUAAAAGAAGAAAAAAAGUGAUGUAAAAAAAACAAAAUUGACGACGAGUUUUUUCCUUCAUUUUCCUGCAAGAAAAAGAAAAGAGGCAGUCUCGAGGAAAAGCGAUUUUCUUUUGUUCACCGUGAGCGAUAUUCCUUUAUUACUUUUUGAGGCCAUUGGAGGACACACAGCUGAGGAGCAGGAAAAAAAUCGAGCCAGAAUACAAAAAAAGUUGAGAGUGUGAUUCAGCGAGAAAAAAGACCUUCUAACAAUCAACAAGAGUGCGAGAGAAAAAAUGUCCCAGAAAGCUUCAGGAAUAACGCGGAAAAUGGAUUUGGCACGAAAUCAGUACUAAAAAUGCGAAAUCGCAGCUCUGUAUGCAUUUGUAGAGCGGACUAAGGGCUAAUAAGCACUUUAACACGACGUGAACUUCUUUUUGGAGCCCUUGAAAAUGCAUCGUUAGUAAGGAGGAAAAUCCCCUUGUAUGUGUGCCACAAACUUUUGCUCACUGUUUGAAGAAAAGGAAAACCCAUUUUCCGACAUGGAUUAAAUUCGCUGUUUUCGAGGUGCAUCUCUGUGUGAUUUAUCGGUUCGGUUGCUCAAAGGUGGAAAAAUCAGAAAAAUGUAAACAGUUACGAAAAGAACUUCAGUUGAACACCUUUUUUGUUCAGUUUUUGACGCGUUUCGAUCAUCAAAAGUAAAACAAGGAGACACACGGUUCGGACAAAGUUUUUGUGUUCAGUUUUUAAGUGUGAACAAUUUUUGAAGUGAAGACAAAAAUUAACCACUUUCGGAUACUCAAAGAAACACAUUUUGUAAAUAUAACCUACUCAAAAAAAUAUCAAGCAAAAAUAAUCGCUAAGUGUUUGUAACCAACUGUCAAAACUAGUAAACUUUGGCGUCAAAUAUUAUCAGUGUAACUCGUAACGUUUGGAAACACUAACCAAAAUAUCUAGAUUUAGAGGAAAAAAAAUAAAAAUUAAAAAAAAAUCGCAGCAUCAACAUAAUCAACACACAUCUCAAAACCCCCAGACAGACCGGCAAAAGUGUACGUGUGUGUGUGUCCAACGUUUAUGUACAAAACAAUUUCUCGUCUGUAUUAGAAGUGACGACGACGACGACGCGUGUCUGUGUCGUGUGUUGAUGCUGUUGUUAUUGUUGGUUUCGUUGAAAUCUCCCGCGCGCGCGGUGUGAAGAAGAACAACGACGACGGCGAAGGCUCUCUGGACAGAAUAUCGAUUUUCUGUUCGCUUGCAUGGUUUGAACUUUGCCAAGACGACGACGAAACAGCUGAUGAAUUAGGCAGGCCAAGUGCGUAGUCAAGUGCAGCAAGUAAAAAACUAUUGGAGAAGAAAACAACAUUGAAACCUUACUUGAUGAAACCAACCGUCGUCGCAGCUUUGUCGAAAAUGAACCCUCACUAAAUCGACUCGACUGGUGGCUCGUAGCUUGCUUCCCCCGGCCGGUGUUCAGGACUCACUUCAGAAUCUCGCCCUCCCGGCCAUGAGAUCGUUCUAAUAGCAUUUUCAAACUAGAUCUCGUUACACUCUGCAAAAUGGCCAUCAAUUUCUCCGCCUCGUUCGCGGCCUGUCUGGCGGCCGGCCUCAAGGUGCCCCGACAGAUCAUGUACUGCAUCUCGCAGGACACUCCGUACGUGCUGUACAAAGACUCCCAGGAAGCUGCCGAGCGAAUGGCCGGAGGGCAGUGGGGAGGUGGCGGCGGAGAAGUAUAUCCGGCGUUGCAGCAGCAGCAAAAUGCUCACAUCCCGAACCAUAACGGAGCUCAUCAGCAACAGCAGCAACUAGCCCAGCAGCAGCAACAGCAACAAGCUCCGCAACCUCAGCAACAAACUCCCAACAGUCCUCCGAACCAGGAGAGUAGACCCGGACAGCAACCGGGCGAACAAGCCAACGGCCAACUGCACAGUCCUGCCACAAGUCCAUACCCAAGGAACAACAGCAAUAACAACAACAACAACAAUCCUUCUACGACGGAAAUGGAGGAGGGUAUCAUCAAGGCUCAAACCAUGCAACAGCAAAACGUCCACCAGCAACAAAACGGACCACAACAAAUGCAAACAAAUGGUUCUCCACCGCAAAGCAAUGACCACCCGCACCAGCAACAGCAACAACAACAAUCCAACCAAUCUGCUCAACAAAACCAACCCGCUCAAGGAGGUCCCCCUCAACCCGCUGGCCAACAACAACAGCAGCAGCAACAGUGCUUCCCAGAACCACCCCAACCCGAACUGAGUUACUACGCCCAGCGCCACCACGGUCCGCAAGGCGCAAUGUUACCCCCGCCCGGAUUCACCCCGCUGCACCACUAUCUGAACAAGUCCGGCGUGCUGUCGGGAAUGCCCGCCGGCAUGGAGCAAGGUAACCCGCUGGAACAGUACGCCACCAUGCCGGACUUACUUCACGGGAACCAGGUCCACCACGGGAGUUCCGCCGGACCGAACGGACCGCACCACAAAAGCUCCAAGGGCUCGGACCUGCGACUGUUCAAGUGUCUGACCUGCGGGAAGGACUUCAAGCAGAAGAGCACCCUGCUGCAGCACGAACGCAUUCACACCGACUCGCGGCCGUACGGUUGUCCCGCCGUCGAGUGCGGCAAACGGUUCCGCCAGCAGUCCCACCUGACGCAACACUUGCGCAUCCACGCGAACGAAAAACCCUUCGUGUGUCCGUUCUGCCAGCGGGCCUUCCGGCAGCGGGCCAUCCUUAACCAGCACAUCCGAAUUCACUCAGGUGAUAAACCGUUCGGCUGUCCGUAUCCGGAAUGUGGCAAAAAAUUCCGUCAAAAGGCCAUUUUGAAUCAGCACGUGCGCACCCACCAAGACGUUUCUCCGCACCUGAUCUUUAAAAAUGGUCCACACGCCACCCUGUGGCCCCAGGACGUCCCCUACCCACCGGAACAGGAAGGUCAGCCCAAGGACGAGCAAGCGUUCGGCGACGAAGCCACGUCCCAGGGCGGAACGCCCGAAUCACGAGCCUGCUUCUCGCCCGAGGGCAGCCUCCAGUACCCGUCGUACUUCAAAGACUCCAAGGGCGGCGGCGUCAACCACUCGAUCUUCGGCAACAAUCUGCCCUACCUAAACAACAAGCCAUCGGCCAACGGCAAGACCAUGCUACCGGACGUGAUCCAGCACGGUCGGUCCGCCGGCAUGCCGCUGUACGUGCGCUGUCCGAUCUGCCAGAAAGAGUUCAAGCAGAAGAGCACCCUGCUCCAGCACGGUUGCAUCCACAUCGAGUCGCGGCCCUACCCGUGUCCGGAGUGCGGCAAGCGGUUCCGCCAGCAGUCCCACCUGACCCAGCACCUGCGCAUCCACACCAACGAGAAGCCGUUCGGGUGUCCGUACUGUCCGCGGUUCUUCCGGCAGCGGACGAUACUGAACCAGCACAUUCGCAUCCAUACCGGCGAGAAGCCGUACAAAUGUGGCCAGUGUGGCAAGGACUUCCGGCAGAAGGCCAUCCUGGAUCAGCACACGCGGACGCACCAGGUAGGUGACCGUCCGUUCUGCUGCCCAAUGCCCAACUGCCGGCGCCGUUUCGGCACUGAACAGGAAGUCAAGAAGCACAUCGAUAAUCACAUGAACCCGCAUUCGUCGAAAUCCCGGAAAUCGGCCACAAUGGCUGCGGCGUUGAAUAAUAAUAAUAACAACAACAACAAUAAUAAUAAUAACAAUAACCAUAACAACAACAACAACAACAGCGCCCUGGAGCAAAAGGUCUCCCCGAACUUCCUGAUCGACAACAAGCAGAACAAUCUGAUCCAGCGGAUGGCCGGCCCAGUCAAGCACGAGCUGUACUUCCCCCAGUGCUACGGACCGCCCUUCAACCAACCGUUCAUAACGGGUGCGGCGGCCGCCGUCGUAGCAGCAAACCAACAGCCGACGGCCAACGGUGGACCACCUGCCCCUCCGCAGCCGAUUGCGGCCACCGCACCGGGAUCUACCGCGGUGAAUCCCCAGCAGCCCAGCGUGACCUCAGCAGUUCCACCGUCGGUCACAGCGGUCAUAACAGCGCCCGCGCCUCAAGCCGUCGUGGCCCAGUGACAUCCGCUGGAGGGACAGCAAAUGCCGCCAGCUCAGCCGGCUGCGCCGCAAACGCUUCGGCCAGCGACGUCCAUCGGACCACCGGCACUGAUUGCGAUCCAUCAAUAGGUGGUUACGGUUGGAAUCUUUUGGGAAAAAAAGGCAUCUCAAACACACUGCGGUUUCUAUAAGCUAAUGAUAAACCAGUAACGAACCAUAUGGGAAUGAUACAACAGAAAUACUGAUGAGCAAUUACAGUACUAAGAAGUUUGUGCAAAUUUUUCACCUUCCGAUUGAAAGAUUGAAGCAUAUGAUGACAUGAAGCGUGGAAGGAGACGUAAAUUGUGAUAUUCAUUUGAUGACAUACAAAUGUGGUGAUAUUUUGAGUUAAGCGAUUAAAUUUUCAAGUUGGUUAACCAUGCGCCUCCACUAAAUCAUUACGACAUGUAAGUUUUAAUGGUGACGCUUGGUUGAUGGUAAAUGAUUUGUGAUUUAUUCUUGCUUGAAAUUAAUUUUUUGUUCCGUAAUUUCAAAAUUUAAAGGUUUUCCUUAGAAUUUCAAAAUUGCUUGUAUCGUCAUUCGGGGUUACCGGGAACCGUGGUGUAGGGGUAAGCGUGGUUGCUCUCCCAAUCUCACCCCCAGACCCAAUGUCACCCCUGAUGGCAGUACUUUUGCUACCCUGUUCAGAUGAUUUUUUUGUAAAAUUAGAACAUUUCGAGUGUAAAAUUGCAUCUGACUAAAAUUCCCAUAUAAAUUUUGUGAUACGAAAUAUCUGACCGGAACAACUGUUGGUAUGACGAGAUUUAAAACGAAUUUUGUGGAUCUGCAAAGGUCGAAAGUUGAGGCCAUGAAUGCUGCUCAAAAAGGUGUCGAUAGCCCAAUAAAGCCUAAAAUGCACGUGCUACAAGGUGCUACAAGAGCAUCAUGAUCACCACGAACUGAUAGUAAUAAUUUUUGCUUUUGAUUUUUUGUCGAAUUAAAUUUUGACAGAUUUGCGAUUUUUUUAAUAUGAGCAUUCCCGGGCAGACGGUAAUAACAAAAUUCAUGCCAUUUCAAUAACAAAUAUUGUUAAAAUAACAAAAAGUGUUAUGGAAUCUUCUUGAAAAAUCCAUUUUUGCAUAAGGGUUAAAUAACAGUUUAUGUUAUCAUAACAAAAUUUGUUAUUGGUCUGAUAUUGGUUGACAGCCAUAACAACUUUGGAAUAACAUUUUUUGUUAUGUUAUACCUCUAACUCUUAUUGGGAUGAUCGGAUUUGUUGUUAAAAUAACAAAAAAUAAUAACAAAGAUUUGUUUGAAGAAUAACUAAAAAUGUUAUUAGUCUUUUAUUACAAUAACAAUCCAAUAACAAAAAAAUCAUAACGACCAAUAACAAAUCUUGUUAUAAAUAACAUAAAAUGUUAUUAGCCUAGUAUUUUCAAAAAUCAAAAAAGGUAAUUCCCACGUUAUUUCCGUCUGCUCGGGUUUUUUAGUUGAGUCAAUCUCUUAAAAUAUAGAUUGUUACAAAAAACAUCGACAACUCGUUUGAAAGACCUGUCCAAAAAUGUUGCGUGUCCAAAUUCUUAACGAAACUGAAACUUCAAAUUUGGCGAGAUGUGUUAAAGGAACGUUGGGAUAAAAUUAAAUCACCUUUACAACGAUUAACAGUGAGGUGGUGCCGUGCCAGUGAUUUUCAAAUAAACAUUCUGCAUUCGACGUUGAAAUUUCUAUGAAUUUAAUUGAGUAACAUUUAUCAGGACAGUAUGCCAGAGAGUAAAAAAAUGUAAUUGGCUCAUAACACGCUUAAUUGAAACGUGGUUUCAAAAGUGGUAUUCGUCCAAAUUUAAUUAAUUUGGUCUUGAAAAGAUCGAUGAAUUUCACUUAAGUCAGGAUAUCUCAUGACGGUGUUGCCAGAAACCCGGGCAGACGGUAAUAACAAAAUUAAUAAUAUUUCAAUAACAAAUCCUGUUAAAAUAACAAAAAGUGUUAUUAUUUUAUCCUGAAGUUCAACUUCAAGAAGAAAAAAUAAUAACAGUUUCUGAUAAAAUAACAAAAUUUGGUAUUGAAGUGAUAUUAUAUUGAAAAUGUUUAAUAACACGCUAAUAAGAGGAAAUGUUAUACAUUUCAAAAACUCUCCUAAUAACAAAAUUUGUUAUUCGUUCGGUAUACUGACUUAGAAAAAUAAUUACCAUAAAUCGCACAAAUGGAAAAGUUUCUAAGUGUCCAUAACACAAUCUAUUAUUAUUUUUUCUUUUGUUAAAUAUGUUUAGAUCUUUGGGAUAGUUUUG